CCAGGGCCCCCUGUUGGUUCUCAGCUCCCAGGCUACCCCAAGCAGCUGCUUGCUUUGCUGGUGCCUAGAGGCACCCCUGGGUCUGUGUCUCAUGAGUUUUGGGGUCGCCCAGGGCCCUGGUCUGAUUUCUGGGCAGGAUUCACAUCUCAGCCACACCGGAGUCACUGCUGCUUUGGGCAGGCUGGGAGUGUGGUUGGGCCAAUGGGAUCAGCCUCUGCCUGCCUGUCCCUGGGGGCUGCUGGGGGAGUCCAGGGCAGCUCAUUCUUUAGGUGAUGCCAUCAGAGGGCUCCUGCUGCUCCUAAGGGAGAGGAGUUUACACGGCAGUGUGGGGAAAUCCCCUAAAGUGGCCCCUUUAGUUCUGCUUUUUUUCUAGCAUUUGGCUCAGAGAUACUGUUACUGGGACGGUCUGAAGAGCCUGGGGGGAAACCGGGGUGUGACAUGGACUCCACCCCCUUCUGUAACCUCCCCCAUCACCCCUCUCGCCACGACAGGCUGAAGAAUCACAUCCACCUUUUGCCUCACAUGGGUCUCUCUUCCAGGAGACAGGGAAGGGAAAUGUCUGUGAUGGAGCCAGCUCAGGUAGGGGAUUUUCAGGGAGCUCCUGGGCAGGGGCAGGAAGGAGACAGUGUGUGAUAAACCUGCUGAUUUUCUGAGUGGGCCCAUUGUUGACGGGGGAGGGGAGACGGGACAUUCCUCAAUUUCUCAAAAAUGAUAUAACCCCCUUGCACAAGGCUCCCAGUGCUGGAGUGAGACCCCACUAGUCUGAGGCGGCUGUGAAAUACAAACGGAAGCUGUUUUGAUUCCUGUCCCUGUCCCUGACUCAGAGCUCUGCUUUCCGUAUCAGCCUGUGGCUGGCAGGUGUGUGAGAAAUGAGAAGACCCUGCCCUGCUCCGUGUGCUGGGUAGGACAAGGAGCUCUCACCUUCUCCCCACCCCCUGAAGCCUCUUGGUUGCUCUAAGGAGGAUGCGGGUGGGAUUCUGCUACUCUGGCCCUCCCAGAGCUUCCAUUUCUUCAUCCUUCCUCUCUUGUGACUAGCGAGAUUGUGGCUGGAGCAGCAGGUGCUGAGUGGGGGACUUUUGGUGUUUCAGAUGCUAGUGACCUUCGAGGAGGUGGCUGUGUAUUUCACCCAGGGGCAGGGGGCUCUGCUGGACCCCGCUCAGAGAGCCCUCUACAGGGAUGUCAUGCAGGAGAACUACGAGACGGUGACCUCGCUGGGAUUCCCCUUUCCCAAACCUGAGCUGAUUGCCCGGCUGGAACGAGGGGAAGAGCCGUGGGUGUCCGAUCUCCAGGACUGCAAGGAAAGAAGGCUUCCGAGAUGCACCCGUACAGCAGAUGCUGAGCGAGGGAGUGAGAAUGAGGAGGGGAAUCAUUAUGAGGAAGUUCCCGGGGAAGUGGAACUGCAGGGAACCUUUGUGGGAAGAGCUGAAGGGAAUUUUUCCCAGUGCUUGGAGCAGGAAGAAGGCUGGGGAAACUGGCAGAGGUCAGAGAGGCUUCUGGAAAACCACCGAGGGAAGAGAGUGGAUGAAUCUAUUAAUGUCGGGGAAGGAGACAAGGAUCCCAGAGCACAGCAGACAAAUCCCAAGGAAGAGACACCCGGGCACUACCCUCAGUGUGGGAAAGAAUUCAUUGUGAGAUCACAGCUUGUGACACAUCAGAAAAUCUGUGCUGGAGAGAAACCCUUUCAAUGCUUGGAUGAUGGGAAAAGCUUCAAUGAGCUCUCAGAUCUUAAUAACCAUGGCAGCAGCCACACUGGAGAGAAAACCUGUCAAUCCCUUGAGUGGGGGAAAUGUUUCAUUUCGAAGACACAAAUAAUUAGACAUCAGGCAAUCCACACAGGAGAGAGACCCCCACAAGUGCUUUGACUGUGGGAAAAGUUUCAUACAAAGGUCAGACCUUGUUAAUCAUCAGGCAUUACACACAGGAGAAAGACCUGACAAGUGGUUGGGCUGUGGGAAAAGUUUCAUAUGGAGCUCUGUCCUCAUUAAGCAUGGAAGAAUCCACAUAGGAUCUAGACUUCUUUGACACAUGGCAAAGAAGGGUUAAGCAACUUGCAUGUAAUUGAUUCAGGGUCAAAAUUAUAGAGAGAUUUUAAAAGUGUGUCCACUUUAGAUAAGCUAGAGUUUGAAAUGUAAAUGUGUAUUUUUAAAGACUUGGAAGAAGAGGGCAAGUCACGUAUGAGUAACCUAAUUGCCGUCUAUGAUGAGAUAACUGGCUCUGUCGAAGAGGGAAAAGUAGUGGAUGUGUUAUUCCUUAAUUUUAGCAAAGCUUUUGAUAUGAUCUCCUACAAUAUACUUGCCAGCAAGUUAAAGAA
Messenger RNA from Chrysemys picta bellii (western painted turtle), 2311 nucleotides. The record is from RefSeq and is a predicted model, not a curated record. NCBI's taxonomy places the organism in Eukaryota, Metazoa, Chordata, Testudines, Emydidae.